Molecule: messenger RNA, 4222 nt
Organism: Epinephelus lanceolatus (giant grouper)
Lineage: Eukaryota; Metazoa; Chordata; Actinopteri; Perciformes; Serranidae
Biological process (GO): regulation of transcription by RNA polymerase II
Molecular function (GO): DNA-binding transcription factor activity, RNA polymerase II-specific; RNA polymerase II cis-regulatory region sequence-specific DNA binding
Source: RefSeq, a predicted model, not a curated record
AUGGCGCUUUACAUUAGCAGAAACAGCGGUGUCCGUGUGUUGUUAGUGAGAAAGUGUGUGUGACCUCCAGCGGUAGUGAUCCACCAGGGCCUCUGUAUGUCUGAAUGGACUUUUUCAGUUAGUGCUUUUCCUCUGACUCAUCUCCCGUUAGGCUACAAAGCUAUUAAAGUUAGCUUAGCAUGCUAGCUAGAAACAGACUGACGGGGACGGAAGUUAGCAACACAGCGCUUGUCAGAGUGACUGAUUGAGAGCAAACAUUGUUUUUGACGUGGAGAAAAAGUUUGUGUCAUUGUGUGAAAAAAUGCCUAAAGCCCAAAUGCUGAGAGCGUUGGUGAAGCAGCGACUAACUGCGGCUGCUGAAGAUAUAUUUGGGCUGUUUGAAAGAACGAUAGCAGAGUACGAGGAGGAACUUUCUAGAUCAAAACAGGAGAACGAGCGACAACGGAAACUACUGGACGCUGUUUUCAACCCUCGGCUUCAGUUACACAGAGCAGCAGAUGUCCAGCAGCUGUUGGUUAAAGAAGAGGUUCCCCCUGAGCAGCAGGAGUUGACUGCCAGUGUGGACCAGGAGGACCCAGAGCUCCCAGACAUUAAAGAGGAACAGGAGGGAGAGCAGCUUCAAGGGCUGGAAGAGGCUGAUAUCAAGUUCACACUCACUUCUGUCCCUGUGAAAAGUGAAGAAGAUGAUGAAGAGAAAGCUCAGUCGUCACAGCUUCUUCAAAGACAAACUGAACAGAUGGAAACAGAUGCUGAUGGAGAGGACUGUGAAGGACCAGAACCAGCCAGGUACUCAAAGCUAGAUACACAUUUACAACCAGAUACCGAUGACAAGACUUCACACUCUGAACCUGCGAAUGAUGACAGUACAGAUUGGGAGGACACUCAGGAACCUCAGUCAGGUUUAAACCUGCUGCAAAAUAUUGAAGUACCUGUAAGUGACAUCGAAUCUAAUACUGGAAAAGCAUCAGUUAGCUCCUCUGAAUGUGCUACAAGCUUUGGCCACAAGGGACAUCCGCAGGAACGCACUGGAAUCAAAACAGGGGAGAAACCAUUUAGUUGUUCAGUUUGUGGCAAAAGAUUCACACGACAAGAUCAUCUAAGACGCCACUUCACUGUCCACACAGGGGAAAGACCAUUUAGUUGUUCAGUUUGUAGUAAAAGAUUUGCACAGAAGGGACAGCUGAAACAUCACCUGAUUGUUCACACAGGGGAGAAACCAUUUAGUUGUUCAGUUUGUGGUAAAGGAUUUACAUCCAAGGGAGACGUGAAACGACACUUCACUGUCCACACGGGGGAGAAACGAUUUGGUUGUUCAGUUUGUGGUAGAAGAUUCGCAGAUGAAUCGAAUCUGCGACGACACUUGAAAAUCCAUGCUAAGCAGAAACUUUGGUUUGGUUGUUCAACUUGUGGAAACGAUUCACACAAAAGCCACACCUGAAAUAUCACCUGACUGUCCACACCACAGACUGUAUAUAGAGAUGAACAGUAUCUCUUCAUUUCCUCCCACUGUGCAAAGAUGAAGCCAAAACAUCCAGGAUAUGGCAGCUGCUAGCUAGCACUGGUGAUGUCAUCUAGAGCUAGAGUCUGUGCAGUAGUAUUCUCCUUAGUAUCAAGUUCUGUCUAUAUACCUGUCUGACCUAUCACAAGUAGUGCCAAUGAUCACACCGGUUGGCACAGAUAGCUGUCAGUCAUGUCACACACACACACACACACACACACACACACACACCCACACCCCCUCCCUCUUUUUAUAACACAAACAGGAGGAUGUGAGGUUUACAACCUCUACUGCAGCCAUUCACCAUGGCGAUCCAGAUGUUCUGGCUUCACUAUGGGGAGCUGUCAUGUUGUACAUCUUGAUUAUAUAGUCAGGGUUUCUCACACAUGAAAUCAUUUGUGGCAGCCUGUCUUGAUAUCAGCAUUUGCAUCCACAUAUUGAUUUUCUACUUUUGGAGAUUGACCAUUAAUUUGGAGCACUGCUGGAAUAUAUCCCGUUCAGUUUUUCAGAGCUCCGCGCUCCCGGAGCGCAGCACAUACUUUAGGCACAGACGGAGCAGCAGAGCCAUAGACUGGAAAAAUAAUGGAUUUAGCUACCGUGAAGUCACCCAAUGGUUUUUUGACUCCCAUUUUGAAGCCUGUAGUUUGGCAUUUUGGCUGUAGCCGUUUUGGGUUUUUGGAGCCAGUAGUAUCCACAGUGAAGCUGUGGAAGGAACAAGGGGUGGAUCUGACAGAGACUGAGGACUGUUCAAAUCUCUACCCCGCGACUCAACUCACAAAGCUGUUACUGAGGAGAAAAAAAACAAAAAAGUCAUGAAGAGUUCCGCCUGUGCUGUUUUAUGGACCCGCAAAAACCUCAGAAUUCAGAGAGGGGACACAGAAUGAUGUGCCUCCCCCAGCCGUCAGCUACCACCACACAUAGAUUCUAAUUCUGUGGGAAACAAUGAGUAUGUUUACAUGCACACUGAUAUUCCCCUAGUAUACUGAGUAUGACAAUAUUAUGAAUUUGGUACAGGUUAGCAUGUUUUGUUUUCAGAUUAAGACGUGGGAUAUGUCAGUAUUACUCAGGUUUUAAAAGCAUCAUUUGGACAUGUAUACAGCAUUCAGAAUAUGUGUCUCAACUUGGGUUUUUACCACAGUUUGCAACACAUGGCCUCUUGUCUGUCUUGUCAGCUCUGUGCGUUGUCAUGGAGAUGUUAAACAAAAACCAACUUGCCAACAGUUUGCAGGGCUGGUGCAGAGAUGCAUGCCCAAAGAAAAAGCCCACAUUUCUGUUUGGAAGAGGAAAUACACCCACUUUCAAACAUUAUGUAAUACUUGCAUGUAGGAUCUUAUGUGCAAAUAUCACAAGAUUGACCUUUUCAAGAAGGUGGUUGAAGGAAUGAAACAAUGAGGUUGUGUUGGUAAGGUCUAAUAAGUCAGCCACUGGUAGGAAACUCAUGGCUGCAUGUAAAUGGGAAUAUUAUUGGAAUAUUCAUUUUCAUGUAAAGAGCUUAGGAAAAUUUUCUUUGUCAGAAUAAGGGCAAAACUGGAAUAUUUUGUACAUGUAAACACAGUGAAUGGUACAGUUUAUGGUCCACAUGGGAGAAACUAAUUAGUUACAGCCUUUGUGAUAAAAGAUUCACUUGGCUCCUUCUUUUAAAAACACGUGUGUUGGUGAGAGCGAAAGAAAUACGUGAAGCUGCAGAGAUUUUUUUUCCAGCAGAAUUGAAGGACUGAGGGAAAGACUUGAUUUAACAAUGAUUAGCUAAAAACUGUCAGACCUUUUCCCCUUAUACGGACUCCAGAAUACAUCUUUUCAGUUAAGAUGAAGCUACACAAUGAGGACUGUGCAAUAUAUCGAUAUUGUAUCGAUAUGGUGAUAUUAGACUAGAUAUUGUCUUAGAUUUUGGAUAUCGUAAUAUGGUUGGUGUCGUCUCUUCUUGGUUUUAAAGGCUGCAUUACAUUAAAGUGAUGUAAUUAUCUGAACUUACCAGACUGUUCUAGCUGUUCUAUUAUUUGCCUUACCCACUGAGCCAUUAUAUCCACAUUAAUCAUUACUGAUGAUUAUUUAUCAGAAAUCUCAUGGUAUAAAUAUUUUGUAAAAGCCCCAAUAGUCAAUAGUAUCAUCAGAGUAUCACAUCAAGGUAUUUGAUAAAAAAUGCUGUGAUAUUUGAUUUUCUCCAUAACAUCAUCCCUAUACACAGUCACAAUAAGCUUGUUUGUAUUUGCCUUUACAUUAUGUAGUCAUUUUAUGGCGCUGUGCCUUUUGGUAUUACAUGUAAUGUUUGAUUAACCUGUUCAGAACCCAAAUAUGUUCUAAACACAAAAUAAACAUUGUAAUGGUGGAUUUCUACUCUAAAUGCAUUAGCAUGAUUAGGAUACUUUAUUAUGUGUUAUUUUUUCUGUCCAUUUCAGUGGACGAGGAAUCUGAAUGCAGACACCACCUAAUAGUUAAAAUGACAAUAAAUGGUCAUAACAGACCUUUUUUCAACAGAAUACAUGAGUUUUCAAGCCUAUUUUAACUCUGAUGCAAUGUGUAUUUUGAGAGUUGUUCUUCAAUUAGGCAUCUUUGUCCUGGGUCUUGUGUGUAGACUUGUUACAGAUGUUUUGUAGCACCAUAUGUAAUCCCUUUUUGAUUGUUUUUAUGGAUUUGUUUUUUCUAAAUUCUGUGUUUUACAUUUUUGUCUUUAGAAAGGGUGUGUAAUGAUGUGAUGAGUGAAUAAAAUUUUUAACAAUUCAAUAA